Molecule: messenger RNA, 1875 nt
Organism: Geodia barretti
Lineage: Eukaryota; Metazoa; Porifera; Demospongiae; Tetractinellida; Geodiidae
Source: the annotation of a GenBank genome assembly
ACCAACGAGAUUGCCAGCCACGGAACGCCGGUAAUCGCGAUCACCGAAGAAUCGUGCGCCGACCUUUUCGAUUUCAACUCCGGUUACAUCGAACUGUGCUUCAACUACCCGUCUGCAAGCGAAGUCAAAGCGCGAAUCAAGGCGGUACGGGCGCGCGCUACGAUCCAAUCGGAACCGAUGAUCGUGCACGGCGAUUUGACGAUCGACGUAAGCAGUUUCGCUGUCUCGUUGAAUGGUCGCAACAUCGAGCUCACUUACAAGGAAUACGAACUACUGAAACUCUUCGCCUCAAAUCCGGGUCGCGUGUUUCGUCGGGAAGACAUCCUUAAUCGGAUAUGGGGAGAUGACUACUUCGGAGGCACUCGAACCGUCGACGUUCACGUGCGACGGUUGCGCAGCAAAUUAGACGACGUUAGCCACAACGUGAUCGAAACAAUGUGGCGAGUUGGAUAUCGCUUUAGCGUUCCCGAAAGUCCCACCGCUAGAUCGUUCGACGACGAGGCGAAAGAGUUCGUCCUGCGGUCGGCGAAGGAACAAGACGUUCGUUUCAUCCGACUGUGGUUUACAGACAUUCUCGGGUCGGUAAAAGGCUUUGCAAUAACGAUCGACGAGCUGGAGCAUGUGCUUAAUACCGGUGCCAGCUUCGACGGUGCUGUUAUCGACAGUCUCGCCCGUAGCGAUGAAGUCGACACGGUCGCGGUGCCCGACCCAACCACUUGGCAGAUACUACCUUGGCGCCCAAGUCAAGACGCCGUCGCCAGCAUGUUCUGCGACCUCAGCACACCCGACCGGCAACCGUUGCCAACUGAUGGUCGGCACAUUCUCAGAACGGUGAUGCGCAGGGCCAGAAAACUCGGCUACAACUUCUACGUCGCUCCUGAACUCGAGUUCUACUACGCGGACGACAGCGACGAGUACUACAAAUCCGCGAACGACCGAACAUCCAUGAACAGCGGCGUUGAUUACCAGGACGCCAAUAUGUCGGCGCGUUUCAACCGCGCCAGUCGUUAUUUCGAUCAAACUUCACCAGACCUCGGCGGGGCGGAACUUCGUCGAGAAGUCGUUUUGGCCCUCGAAAAGAUGGGGAUUCCUGUUAAACACAGUCAUCACGAAGUGGGCCAAGGUCAGCACGAAAUCGACCUCCGACACACGAACGCGCUUACCAUGGCCGAUUCGGUUGUGACGUAUCGAGUCGUGGUUAAAGAGAUCGCGGCGCGCAUGGGCGGGCACGCGACUUUCAUGCCGCAGCCAUUCUCAGACCGCCCCGGCUCCGGUAUGCACACCAACAUGUCGCUCUUUAGCGGCGACGAUAACGCUUUCUUUUCCGCCGACGAAGACGAGUUUCAUCUCUCCGAAGUCGGCAAGAAAUUUAUCGCCGGUUUGGUGACGCAUGCGCCAGAAAUCACCGCAAUUACCAAUCAGUGGGUCAACAGUUACAAGCGAUUAGUUCAAGGCUCGGAAGCUCCGAUCUUUGCAUCGUGGACUGCUGGCAACAUGAACGACUUGAUCCGAGUUCCCGCAUUCCGGCCUGGCCAAGAAGCCAGUAUGCGAGUGGAAUAUCGAGCGCCAGACGCCGCAUGCAAUCCUUACCUCGCGUUUACCGCAUUGCUUGCCGCGGGUCUCGAAGGCGUCGAGAACGAUUAUCCCCUCUCAACGCCAAUCACUGACACUAACUUUGCAGGGUCCCAUACGUUGCCAAGAUUGCCCAGCUCGCUACAAGAAGCGGUCGCCAUCGCGGACAAAAGCGAACUGUUGAGGAAGAGCCUCGGCGACCGAGCGGUCGACAGUUUCUGCCGCAACAAAUACCUCGAGUGGGACGAGUUCAACCGAACCGUCACUGACUUCGAGACCAACCGAUAUCUCGACGUUCUCUAA